Messenger RNA from Mesocestoides corti, 1584 nucleotides. The record is from the annotation of a GenBank genome assembly. NCBI's taxonomy places the organism in Eukaryota, Metazoa, Platyhelminthes, Cestoda, Cyclophyllidea, Mesocestoididae.
AUGAUCGUGGAUGUAUCAGGUGAAGCAGACGACAGUAAUAACCAGGCUGCUGAAAGUGAGGGACAGAGCAGCAGAAAACGAAAACACGACGACCCGGAGGAAAAGGAUGUUGAAAUGAGCUACGAGCCUACACAGGAGGACAUUCGUAUGAUUUUGGCUGCCAGUGAGGGCAAUUUGGAGGAAAUCAAAACCCUCAACAACGAGUGUCUAGGUGACAUUUGUUUUCAGGACCCCAAGACAGGCAUGAGUGUGCUGAUGGCAGCAGCUGGAUCCGGCCACGCCGACGUUGUUCGCUACUUACUGGAGGAAGGUGCUCCGUGGAAUGCCGUCGAUCGACAGUACCGUUGUGCCGGCGAUUACGCCGCAAUGAACCACCACCAGGCCAUCAUCGACAUCAUUUUGAACCACGCGGUCAUUUCAGAGCUGCUUUUGUCGAUUGCCACCCCCGCCGACGAGGUCGCGCCCACCAACCUCCCUUCGGCCGAAGAGGGCGCGGCCAUUAGAGCCGGUUUCGCGGAAACAGGUAACGACGGGUCCGCACUCGCAGAGACCAAACUCAACGCCGCGUACCUGGCCAGUCGCCUGGAGUACACCCCAAGGGGUGACCGCCUGGUGGACACCAGCACCCAACUGGCCGUCAUGAUGGACUGGGAGAAGCCGCUGAUGGCGCACCACGCCGCGUGGAUUUGCUUCGCGACGCCCUCCGACGACACGACGCGUCCGGAGCAGCUUCGGACGCUCAACGUGGGCUUCGGAAUGGGCAUCGUGGACGCCGAGAUCAUGAAGCACAAACCCGCCCACCACACCAUCAUCGAGGCCCACCCACAGGUGUUGGAGAAGAUGGCAGCCGACGGUUGGAUGGACCGUGCGGACGUCGAGGUUUGCAGAGGUCGCUGGCAGGAUGUGCUUCCACAGUUGGCCGCGGAGAUCGAGUCCGGUCAGAGGCCUGCCUUCGAUGGUGUCUUCUUCGACACCUACGCGGAAGAUGACCGGGAUUUGAACAACUUCCAUAGAUUCCUUCCUCGCAUCAUGUCCCAGCAUCCCAGGGCGCGCUACUCGUACUACAAUGGAAUGUGCCCAGACAACGUCUUCUUCCACGGGGUCGCCUGCGAAACCACACGACUACGUCUUGAAAGAAACAACUGUUACUGUCAGUAUUACUACUACCAUCACCACUACUGCUACCACUACUACUACUACUACAACCACUACUACUACCACCACCACCACAAAUACUGCUUUCACCACUACUACAACUGCCACUACUACUACUACCACCACUACCACUACUGCAACCACCACUACUAUUACUGCCACUACUACUACUACCACCACUACUACUAUUACUGCCAACACAACUACUAUCACCACUACCACCUCCAUCACCACAUAAAUUCGCACACUUUAUCACUUGGCUUCGCCUGCAACUUCGUGCCGAUGCCCGUGAAGGAGGUCGCCGACCCGGCGCUGUGGGAGAACCUCUCCAGACGCUACUGGCACUUCGACACGUACUUCCUGCCCCAGUGCACACGACGACCCGCCUCCCCAAAACCCGACGACAACCCCUCCCCCGCCCAGGAAUAA